GACAAAAUGUUUCCUUCACACUUUGACUGAGACCCAGGCAAGAUAGGAAUAUCAUAACAAGUACACGCAGCCAGGAAAAUAAUUCAGAAGAAAUGCAGAAAGCUAAUGCUGCUUCCCAAUGUUAAUAAAUCACCCUGUAUAUAAAAUAUUUUCUUUUUUCUUCAUUUGAUCUUGAUAACAUUCAAUAGAAACCAAUGACCAACAGCACGCAUUAAAUCAAUUAACCACGCACUCCAUCCGGAUGAAGUUCAUGCUUGUUUUAAAUAAUUGUCUUAUUAAUUAUCAUUUCGACUUGGUCCAGUUAAAAAUAAAAGCGCUAUUGAACCAAUAAGUUCACACAUCUAUGAUUUGCGUUAAUCAAAUUAACAGGAACAGUUGUCCGAAUCCAUCCCGAACCAGUCGUAAAAUCAGUUUUGUAUCCGUCGUAAAGCCAGAUUUAACAUGUUUCAUGUUUACUGUGCGUGCUUAAGUAUCUAGAAUAAAUGUGACUUUGGAUGGUUUUCUAAGUCGCGAUGCAUUUGUGCAGUCUCCGAUGUUGUCUGGAAUCAUGCUACUGGAACCUAAUCGAAGAGAAGUUCUGUUUCGACGAAAGCAUAGCGCUGUACGAAGAGCCCGUGAAAAAGACAAGCGAAAAAAAUAACAACAUGUUCGACAACAUGGCAUUUUACGAUAGUGUAUCUGUGAUAGCUGGACGAGCAAUCGUUACCAUUGAUCCAUUGGAACCAAAAAGAAACAAACAAGCACAAGCUGUGGUGGUCGAGCAACCUAGAAAAAGACUGAAAUGGCCGGAGAAAAAUUCGAAAGACAUCGACCCCGACUAUUUGAACAAAGUGCCUUUUAUCAUGGACCCGAAGGAGAAAGAAUCCACGGACACUGACGGGGGCGAAAGCGAAUCCCAACAGGAACUUUUACAGAAAAGAAAACUGAUUCAAAAGUGUCAGAUUAAAAAGUCGGUGAGCUUCCACAACAUUCCAGACAAAACAGCCAGUUCUGGCUACGAAACCGACAACAAAUCGAAAUCAACGAAUCUCAUCGUUCCUGAGGAUGAAGAAGUUACGUUGAGAGUGGGAAAAUCGUUGAGGGAACGACGAAUGUCGAAAAGCUUAUCGUUAAAAAUAGUGGAUAUGCCCAAAGAGUUGCCAAUAAUCCGGCAGAAUUCCAUGCCCAAGUUCUACCUGGACACGCCAGAUGAGAACCAAUUGAAAGAUUCAUCAAUAGUGAAAAAUUGCGUGUUGGUGCUCCAGAGCCCCAUGCCGGUCGAUUGCAGUUUCGACUUGCAAUCGGUGGUACAGAUGGAAAAAGAUCGACAAUCGUCGAAAGUGAAAACACCGCCGGUCCCAAUCCAUCGAGAAACUUCAAAGCUCAAUUUACUUAAAGAUAAGAUAAUGUUAAAGAAGAGUAAAAGUACGAUUAACGCUAGCACUUUGCCAUAUACCAAUCACAUGUAGUGUAAGAAGUCUAGGGUUAAACUUAAAUAAAAGUAAUAUAAAGUAGUUAAUUAAGGGCA
Molecule: messenger RNA, 1507 nt
Organism: Dendroctonus ponderosae (mountain pine beetle)
Lineage: Eukaryota; Metazoa; Arthropoda; Insecta; Coleoptera; Curculionidae
Exons: 5
Coding region: 513-1448 (311 amino acids)
Source: RefSeq, a predicted model, not a curated record